GCCGAUCAAGCUGAAUUAACGGUCAAGAUCAGUUUCUACACUAAUCAACGGACUAGAUCGUCCCGUGACGAAAUCGGAAUCUUUACAUAAAAGCCAAGGGUUUUUCAUUUCCAGCGAUAAUUGAUUAAUACGCUUCUCGAGAUUUUAAUCAUCCACAUAGAAAACCCAAAAGGUGUGUAGUUUCAUUUGCUUACAGAUUGAAGGAAGAUGCAUUACAUGGAUUUGUUUAGUAAAGCUGGAAACAUAUUUAGGCAGCCUAGAGCUUUGCAGGCCGCCAACGCUAUGUUACAGGGCAAUCUUUCUUUGACUCCUUCCAAACUCUUUGUUGGAGGUCUGUCACCAACUACUGAUGUCGAUAUCUUGAAAGAUGUUUUUGGCAGAUUUGGCAAAAUCGUUGAUGUGGUAGUUAUUUCGGACCGUGAAACUGGUGUAUCGAAGGGAUUUGGUUUCGUGACAUACGAUUCAAUUGAUGCUGCUAAUAAGGCAAUGCAACAGAUGAAUGAUCAGGAACUUGAUGGGAGAAUAAUUGGAGUGAACCCAGCCGAUUCAGGAGGUGGUUUAGCAAGACGGGGAGGUCGUGGUGGUGGCCGAGGUGGGUUCGGUCGUGGUGGAUUUGGACGUGGAGGCUAUAACUUUGUUCGUUAACUUGGCAUCCAGAAUGUCUAUCAACGAGAUUUCAUUAGUCUGUUGUUUGAUUUUCUUUUCACAAACACCAAUUUUUUUUUUUUUUUAAAGUUCAGUGAAGCUUGAACAAACAGAUCAAGUGCCUGGCAAAAACAUUUAUUGAUUCAGUGGAGUUUUCACACAUUCAAAGGAAAAAGAAGUACAAAUUUUGA
Brassica rapa (field mustard) is the source of this 836-nucleotide messenger RNA. Its product is annotated as glycine-rich RNA-binding protein 6, mitochondrial. The record is from RefSeq and is a predicted model, not a curated record. Lineage: Eukaryota; Viridiplantae; Streptophyta; Magnoliopsida; Brassicales; Brassicaceae. Gene Ontology annotation, molecular function: RNA binding.